CUCAGUAGUGAGCGUAACAGCAAAAACCCGAAGAAGCGUGCAGUCCAAGCGAAAGAGUCGCCUGAACCCGCACCCACACUUUGCCGGCCAACACAGAUUCGAUUACUCUUUAUCUCUAACCCCUAAACCUAAAUAUCCCUUCUUUCUCUCAUUAAUACUACCCCCCAGGCCCCAUCCCUCCCAUACUAUGCCCAUUUCUACGCCUCUACGCUUAGGAUUCACAGGUUGCUUCUAUAGGAAAAAGAUCAAAAUUUGAGGAUUCCUUUUCGGCCUAGGGUUUAAUUUAUUGUCCGGGAACUUGGUACUUUUAAGCCUGAGUUUGAAGGUGUGGUUGAAUGAAUGGGCGGCGAUGAGGAAGUCUUUUAAAGAUUCACUCAAAGCGCUGGAAGCUGAUAUUCAACAUGCCAAUACUUUGGCUUCUGAUUAUCCAAGAGCAUAUGGAGGUGCUUGCCUUCAAAUGAGGCUGUCAUAUAGUCCCUGUGCACAUAUCUUUAUGUUUCUUGUUCAGUGGGCAGAUUGCAAUCUCGCUGGUGCUCUGGGAUUGCUCAGGAUCCUUAUAUACAAGGCUUAUGAAAAUGGCAAGACAAGUAUGUAUGUUCAUGAAAGAAAAGCCAGCAUAAGAGAGUUUUAUGGGGUGAUAUUCCCUUCUCUCUUGACACUUCAGAGGGGAAUUACUGAUGUGGAAGAGCGGAAACAAAGAGAGAUAUGUGAGAAUAGAUACAGCAAGAGAGAUGAGACGAACAAGGGAAAAUUUUCCGAAAUCGAAUUGGAGAGGGAGGAGGAAUGUGGGAUUUGCUUGGAGUUGGAGUCCAAGGUUGUUUUGCCUGACUGCAGCCAUGCUUUAUGCAUGAAGUGUUAUAGAGACUGGCGUACUCGGUCGCAGUCAUGCCCUUUCUGCCGAGAUAGUCUGAAAAGAGUGAAUUCUGGGGACCUUUGGAUCUGCACCAACACCUGCGAAGUCAGAGAUUUGUGCGCCAUAUCAUCGGACAACUUGAAGAGGUUUCUGUUAUACAUUGAAAAGUUGCCUCUCCUGCUCCCAAAUUCAACAUUUGUGUCCUACAAUCCCCAUUAUCGGUGAAUUAAUGCGGAUGGAUGGUCUUUAUUAGUUUAUAAAAAUACAUCAGAGAGAACGAUGAUUCUUUAGUUUUUUUUUCAUUAAUUAUGUUCUUGCUUGAUUCUUCGUUUCAUCGAAGUUGUUAGCCGAUAAGAUGUGUGGGGUGGUUGCCACUUGCCGGUGAAGAUUCAGAAAUCAGCAGAAGGUGUAAGCAUUGUAGGGACUACGGAGUAUUUAUUUAUCUGUUUUAGUUAUUAGAUAUAGGAGCUGAGGGAGUAAGGUAUGGUAGAAACAGUCCAAACAGAUUUCUACGGACUACUUUUUGAUACUCCGUAUCACAUUUGAAGAUGCCAUUCGCAGGUUGAGGAUAAGAGCAUCUCCAUUUAUAGUCAGAGUAACUUCAUUAGUAUUAAA
Molecule: messenger RNA, 1468 nt
Organism: Ipomoea triloba (trilobed morning glory)
Lineage: Eukaryota; Viridiplantae; Streptophyta; Magnoliopsida; Solanales; Convolvulaceae
Product: E3 ubiquitin-protein ligase AIRP2-like
Exons: 5
Coding region: 350-1078 (242 amino acids)
Biological process (GO): protein ubiquitination
Cellular component (GO): cytosol
Molecular function (GO): ubiquitin protein ligase activity
Source: RefSeq, a predicted model, not a curated record